Molecule: messenger RNA, 2109 nt
Organism: Phytomonas sp. EM1
Lineage: Eukaryota; Euglenozoa; Kinetoplastea; Trypanosomatida; Trypanosomatidae
Source: the annotation of a GenBank genome assembly
AUGCGAGGUGCUCGUGGCGGAUUUCAACGAACUUUGGAUCGUGCAGCUGUCACCAGCAAUGUCAAAAAGUCGUCAGUGCCUGCCUUCCCAGUGGUGCGUCGCGCGUCGCACCAAGAACCUGCUCAACACGUAGAAUCAUUGCGUAGGGCCGAGGAUUCUGAUGAUGACGAUGCGGCACCAGCCCCAAAGAGUGCACGACAGGCUGUCAAUGUUGCUCGCUACAAUAACGAGGCCACGAUGGCGACCUCUGCGCGUUCCGGCUCAUCUUCUAAGGGGUUGGUGAAAGGAAAUACUUCGGUUAGGAACACCGCCCACAGACAACCUUUCCGUGCGCCUAAUAUAUCUCUCCCUUCUUCCAAGCCCCCAUCACGUUCCACGAAUGAGCACCAGCAGAUUCCGUCGUCGGAAGUACCCAGCGCUUCAAAAAUGAUCACAACGAUCACGGAAGACGGCACUGAGCUCCCUAAGAAGCUCAACAACAAAAUGUUCAUAGACGGGCUCCCCUACCAGUACACCGCGGGGCCCGGUGCAUCUACUUUGGAGGAUGAACUCUUUCAGUUCUUGACGGCCUGGAAGGUUGGGAAGCCGUUGAGGUUGAUAAAGAAGCCGGGGCAAGGGUUUGGGUUUGUGGUCUUUAAGUCGCCAAAUAGUGUUCCCACAGCAGUAAAGGUGCUGAAUGGACGCAAAUUCCUCGGCCGCGCGCUCCGGGUUGAGAUACCUAAACCACGGGACCUGGAAAAACUCAACGCUGGGGGUGGAGCUACUGCUGAAGAAAAGGACAGCUUCCGUCGUCAGGUGUUACUAACAGAUUUGGCAAAGGUGUCGCAACCCGAGGUGAUUCGGGAAGUCCUUCGCGACAUCGCCCCACAGUUGGAGCAACGUCUGCAGUCGGUUAAGAUGACAUCGCGUAAUCGAAAGGCUUUUUUGACUUUCGAAUCGGAGGACGAUGUGGAGGCAGCGAUAACCUUUCUUGAUCGAUUCCAUCUGCUGGGGCGCAGGAUCUCGGCGAUGCGAGCUGCUCCACCAGGAUCACUUCCCUACUCCCGAGGCGGUCCAAAGGCGACGCCGUUAACAAGCAUGGAUGGAACGCCAACAAUGAAACAGGGUGAUGGAGUCAACGGUGACGAGGACUAUAUCAUUCCGCUUGGCGCCGAUGUAUCCCUUCUGCCGGGGACUAAGAAUUCCAAGGAUGUCGUAAAACCCAGCGCUAAGGCCUCUAUUCCUUUUUGUGAGACGAAUGGCGAUUCAAGGAGUAAUUCGAAGGGGAAAAACAGCAAAUACGAUAUGCUGGUGAAGGGCUCCCCCGAGGUGUAUGUCGGGAACCUCGGCGAGCACAUCACAACGCAGCAGCUUCGCGAACACUUUGAAAGCUGCGGCAAAAUGCUUUCGUGUGAGAUACUCGUUCACCCUGAGACGCACUUGAGCACCGGCAUCGCCAAGAUUGUUUUCGCCCUGCCGGCCUACGCAUCAUAUGCACAGGAAAAGCUCCACGGAUCGCGGUUACGCGGUUGUGUGCUGCGCGUGGACCGUGGGGACGAUCGUAGUGCACCGCUGGCCUCUGAGCUCCCUCCCGAAGAGGUGGCGGAGGAGGACGACGAGGACGCUUACCUCGCUGCUCGCUUCGGUAUUAAGGAUAAAAAGAGUUACUUCAAGGGCACAUCAUUCGAAGAGAGCGAUGACGCGUGUGCAACCGAGGACACCUCUGCUGGGGGAAAAACGACCAAAUCGAAACGCGUGAAGCGAACUCUCGAUAAUGAGGUUGAGGACCUUGAACGGCAACGGCAACGGAAGAAGACAGAACGUGCAAAGGGAAGCGUUCAUGGCGAUACAGAUUUGAUCGUGGGCUGUGACGUGUUUGCAAAUCACAAAGGCUCCUCUGAAGAGGAGGAAAGUGAUGAUGAGGAAGAGCGCUUCUUUGAUGUUGAUGACGAGGAAGGGCAACAACACACGACGAACUCGAAAGGCAAGAAGGGAAAUCUUAAGAAGCGAUCCGCAGUGGCUGCUAGGAAGAAAGCUCCUGUGACGCAUCGCUCGGGAAAGAAGGCUACUCAGGCUGAUGGGAAGACGAAAACAAAACGGAUGGGCAAACCAAAGACGCCGCACAAGUAG